AUGACUAAAGAAGAACAUUCAGAUGAUCAAGAAUAUGCCCCUAAAUUGUCCGUAGAGCACCGAGAGUAUCUUCUCGGCAAACAUGGCCGAUUUGAUCUUGAUCCGCUUCCAAGUGUAAACGAUGAGGAUCCCUUAAACUGGCCACUUCUUCUCAAAUCUGCUCAACUAGCGAUGGUUGCAUUUCAUGCCUUCACUUGUACAUUUAUGGCCGCAGGUUUAAUUCCCUCAUUUGCGUUAUUGGCAGCUGAAUUUGAUAUAACCAUCACUCAAUGUUCAUAUUUAACCCUGGCUCAGAUCAUAGUGUUGGGGGUAUUCCCCUUUGUCUGGAUGCCCGUCAUGAAUCGAUAUGGUAGAUUACAACUUCUUUUAUUGUCAACCUUGGGGUCUAUGGUGUGUAACAUUGGCUGUAUGUAUGCGAAAAGCUACGCCAGUCUUAUGACGUGUAGAGUCUUAGGGGCAUUUAUGAUUUCCCCAGCUGUGGCUGUGGGUGGACCAGUGGUUGCAGAAGUAAGUUUCAGUUACCAGAGAGGUUCUAGAACCGGAUGGUGGGCCGUGAUGAUUACUAUAGGAACCCAUUUCGGACCAUUUUUAAUGGGAUUUGUCGAAAAGCAAACUGGAGAAACUAAAAAUGUGUUUUUAAUAUUUGCAGUGAUGAAUGCUGUGCAAUUCUUGGCAUAUUUAAUCAUUGGAAGAGAAACUGUCUACGAUCAAUCUGUAUGGUAUCCUGGAAUCAAUAAACUUUGGAAAAUUACCAAGAAACGUACUAUGCAACCAUUGUCAUGGUAUGUUUUCCUUCUGCCAUUGGAAUGUUUCCUUUUACCAAAAGUUUUACUUGCAACUAUUGCUUACUCUGUAUGUUUUGCCUAUUCCAAUGUGGCAUUAGGGGUCGAACUUACUGGCUUAUAUCAUGAGAAAUAUGGGUUUGAUCCACAACAAAUUGGAUUGCAAUUCGUAGGAUUGAUUUUAGGCGCAUUAUUUGGUGAGCAAUUGGGAGGAUGGAUGUCUGACUUGUGGAUGUCAAGAAAAAUUAAUAGAGAUACCAAUAUGAUAACGAAAUGUAGUGGCGAACCCCCAGAAUAUCGUCUUUGGCUCAGUUAUAUUGGUUUCGCGGGAUGUGUCGUUGGUACUGUGGUCUAUGGAGUCUUCCUUGAAAGAAACUCUGAAUGGACCAUUGUACCGGUAGUUGGUCUUGCCAUUGCUCUGUUUGGGUUACAGAUCAUUACAACUGUUUUGAUUACCUAUUGUAUUGAUACAAUUCCCGCAAAAGCAUCUGAUGUUUCACUAUUCAUAACACUCUUGAGACAGGUCUACGGGUUCAUUGGACCCUUCUACUUCCCAGUGAUGCUUGAGAAUCCAAACUUAGGUAUCAAGGGGACAUACAGCUUAUUAGCCGGACUCAUGGUUGUCUUUGGGUUUGUUCCAACGCUAAUAUUGCAUAUAUUCCAACGAAAAGCUCCAAAAUCAUAG
[Candida] anglica is the source of this 1467-nucleotide messenger RNA. NCBI's taxonomy places the organism in Eukaryota, Fungi, Ascomycota, Pichiomycetes, Serinales, Debaryomycetaceae. The record is from the annotation of a GenBank genome assembly.